Messenger RNA from Helobdella robusta, 558 nucleotides. RefSeq lists its product as hypothetical. Lineage: Eukaryota; Metazoa; Annelida; Clitellata; Rhynchobdellida; Glossiphoniidae. The transcript is spliced from 3 exons. The coding region runs from base 1 to 558 and encodes 185 amino acids. The record is from RefSeq and is a predicted model, not a curated record.
AUGACGCUCGUCGUCGACGACUACCUCAUACAUGACGUCAUUAGUACUGGCAGGUCAGUGAACUUUGACCUGAACGAUGACGUUUACAUCGGCGGCGGUCCUCCCGACAUCAUGGCGUCACUCCCGCGUAUAAUUAGGUCAACUUCCGGUUUCCACGGCUGCAUGGAUGACGUCACGUUAGUGAAGAGGAAGAACUAUUCAGUAUCUUUGACUAGUGGUGGUGACCAUUUGCUUCGUAAACAUGAUGUCUAUGCCGGCUGCUCAGCUAUUAUCAUUAUAACUAUAAAAAAUGAUGAGGAUAAAGACGAUGCUACUGGCUACAAGACAGCAUUGAUGACAGACAGACAGACAGACGGACAGACAGACAGACUGACCGACCGACUGACUGCGAAUGAAUUCGCGCCAUCGGCACAGACGCAGACGACUUUGACGCGUUUAACAAGCCACUUGAUAAAUACUUAUCACGUGACCGAAGCACGUGACGUGACGUCAUCAAUCAUUAGCGUCAUGCAUGUUCGUUGGAAGUCGCGUGCAAUUUCAAGGGUCGACACAUGUUGA